Molecule: messenger RNA, 1081 nt
Organism: Caenorhabditis angaria
Lineage: Eukaryota; Metazoa; Nematoda; Chromadorea; Rhabditida; Rhabditidae
Source: the annotation of a GenBank genome assembly
AUGAAAGACUUGGAAGCAUCUCAAUCUACUCUUUCCUAUGCAGUUAUUCUUUCUGGUUGCGCGUUUUUGGUGAUGGUUGUCACAACUCCAGUAAUAUUCUACACAAUGAGUGAAAUGACUAUGCAACUUGAAUCGACUAAAGUUGGAUUUGAGGAAACAUCAAAUAUGUUGUGGAAAGAAUUGGUUCAAGGAGAACAAGACAGAAGACGUGUUAGAAGACAAGCUGAAUGUUAGUUUUAAUCAAAGAGAGAAACAAAAACUAAAUAAUUUUGUUUCAGACAAAGAAGGUGGUGCUGCUGGAGCUGGUUCGGAUGGAGUUGAUUCAAGUUGCCCAGCUGGUCCAAAAGGAGAGCCUGGAACUCCAGGACAACCUGGAACAGAUGGAGAGGAUGGAAAACCUGGAAAAGACGGAUCUGACGGAACAAAUGAAGCUGCGGCUACUUCUUCAAGUGAUAGUUGCACACCAUGUCCAGCGGGACCACCAGGAGCUCCAGGAUACAAAGGAAAACGUGGACCAAGAGGAGAGAAGGGACCAAAAGGACCAUCUGGAAAUCCAGGAAGAGAUGGUUCACCAGGAGAUGAAGGACCGGAGGGAGAUCACGGACAUCCUGGACCAAUGGGACCACCUGGAGAAAAAGGAGCACCAGGAGAAGAUGGAAAAGGAUUUGCUAAAGGAGCACCAGGACCAAAAGGAGAACCAGGAAUGGAUGGAUUACCAGGAGACGAAGGUCUUCCAGGAGAUCGUGGAAAUGAUGGAACACCAGGAGCUCAAGGAGCACCAGGGCCACAAGGAUCGCCAGGAGAAAAAGGACCAGAUGGUUUCCCAGGACUUCCAGGAAAUUCCGGAUCUUCUGGAGAUGAUGCAGCAUAUUGUCCAUGUCCUUCAAGAAAAGGUGAUGGUGCUGCAGCUGUCGGAGGCGGAGAUGCAAAACCAACCGAAGAAUAUAAGGCUGAAACUGAAUUUGAAGGAACAACUGCAGCCGAAAGUGCACCAGCUUCAGAGACUUAUCCAACCAAGAAUCGCGCUAGAUUUGGAGCUCGUCAACGUGCCGCUGCUACCAAGAAAUCAGCUGUUUAUUAA